AGGGUAACAGAAUCAUUGAUGCUUCUGCUGGCAGAGGAGUGAGUCAGACCAGCUAAUGACUGAACACAAGCUGGUAACUGCUCACUCGCUCCCCUCCCCAGUCUUUCUGCCUUUAAAUCAGAAACACUAACUAAGCCAGAGCUGGCUGCGUAGACAGCGGUACAGGCUUCUUUCUGUUCAAAUUCCAUUGCUGCUGUUAUGAGGAUUGACUGUGGAAGAGGAAGUUUGAGAUUGCAAACCAGAGUGUUCAACUUUCCUGCUAUGAUCUGAGUCUGUGCAUUUAGGACUAUCUUCCAGGUUCCCAGAAAUCAUGUCAGUAGGAUCACAUUCAUUCUCCCCAGGAGGUCCUAAUGGGAUCAUUAGAAGCCAGUCCUUUGCUGGCUUCAGUGGUCUUCAAGAAAGGCGAUCCAGGUGCAACUCCUUUAUUGAAAAUUCCUCUGCACUCAAGAAACCCCAGGCAAAAGUGAAGAAGUCACACAAUUUGGGACACAAGAACAGCAGCACUGCUAAAGAGCCUCAGCCUGAAAGGAUGGAAGAGGUUUACAAGGCAUUAAAGAACGGACUCGAUGAAUAUCUAGAAGUGCAUCAGACAGAGCUGGAUAAGCUGACUGCUCAGUUAAAGGACAUGAAAAGAAACUCACGCCUGGGGGUGCUGUACGAUCUGGACAAGCAAAUGAAAGCAAUUGAAAGGUAUAUGAGAAAGCUGGAGUUCCACAUAAGCAAGAUAGAUGAACUUUUUGAAGCCUAUUGUAUCCAAAGACGGCUCCGCGAUGGUGCCAGCAAAAUGAAGCAAGCCUUUGGGCUGUCUCCUGCCAGCAAGGCGGCUCGGGAGAGCUUGUCAGAAAUCAACAAAAGUUACAAAGAGUACACAGAGAACAUGUGUACUAUUGAAGGAGAGCUGGAGAAUCUAAUGGGGGAGUUCUGUAUCAAGAUGAAAGGUCUGGCUGGCUUUGCUCGACUUUGUCCUGGAGAUCAGUAUGAGAUUUUCAUGCGGUAUGGCCGACAGAGGUGGAAGCUGAAAGGCAAAAUAGAAGUCAACGGCAAGCAGAGCUGGGAUGGAGAAGAAAUGAUCUUCCUCCCCCUUAUUGUUGGGCUAAUCUCCAUUAAGGUCACAGAAGUUAAAGGCCUUGCCAAUCACAUUCUGGUGGGAAGCGUCACCUGUGAAACGAAAGAGUUGUUUGCUGCUCAGCCUCAGGUUGUUGCUGUGGACAUUAAUGACCUUGGCACGAUAAAGCUGAACCUGGAAAUCACCUGGCACCCGUUUGAUGUUGAGGACAUGACCCCAUCCACAAGCAACGCAAACAAAGCAUCUGCUCUCCAAAGAAGGAUGUCCAUGUACAGUCAAGGCACUCCGGAAACACCCACUUUCAAGGACCACACAUUCUUUUCAAAUUUACAUGAUGAUGUCUUUGAAAAUGGGACAACGGAAGUUGAGCAACGACCAGUGUCUAUCUGCUUCAACGGCAUUUCCAAUGGACAUUGCACUCAGUCAUCCAGUUCAAUUGGUUCCUCUUCUGAUAUGGAUAAUUUUAAUCCUGAAAUUACUAUCACGCUUCCAGAACGGAAUGGGCAGAAGUCAUCAAAAACUCACGCCGUGGAUAAUAUUAGUACCAGCUCAUCAGUGGACUCCACACCCGAAUCAAAGGACUCAAAGUCACAAGAACCCAUGCCAGUUAGUGAGGGGGAAAAGAUUUCUAAUAUAGAUUCUGAAGUUUGCCAAACAUCUCCAGCUUCCAGAAGCAAUAACCUUUUCCUAGAUAACAGUCCCCCAGUAUCUCUUCUACAGGACACAGAUGAAUUAUCGGAGCUCAAACCUGUGGAAUUGGACACUUUUGAAGGCAAUAUCACUAAGCAGCUUGUAAAAAGACUCACUUCAGGAGAAGGUCCAGCCACACCAGAAAAACUGCACUGUGAAGGAUCAAUCAGUGGAGAAUCCAACAGCUAUAAAUCCUGUAUAGAUGGAAGCCUAGAAGAAGCAUUUCAGGGGCUGCUUUUAGCACUUGAGACUCAUAAAGAACAAUUUAAAGAAUUUCAGGAUUUGGAUCAAGAAGUAACACACCUGGAUGAAAUUCUCAAAUGCAGACCACCCGAAAACCAGAGCAGAUCACCCAGUGUAAGCCUAACCGUUGAAAGCGCUUUGGAAAGCUUUGAUUUCUUAAGCACUUAUGACUUCGAAGAGGAUGAAGGCGGCAUGGAUCAGCUUUGCAAUGGCGGUGGCCAAGGGUCUGACUGUGUCUUCUCAGACUCCGAGACUGAGAAUAACAGUUACAGGUCAGAACACCCAGAAGCCAGAGGGCAUCUCAGUGAAGCACUGACAGAAGACUCAGGACUUGGAACCAGUGUAGCUGGAAGCCCUCUGCCAUUAACCACAGGGAAUAAAAGCCUUGAUCUCGCCAUAGUCAAGCACUUGCAAUAUUGCACACAGCUUGUUCAGCAAAUUACAUUUUCCAACAAAACUCCGUUUGUAACAAGAAAUCUCCUAGAUAAACUAUGCCAACAGAUUCUAGUGAUCCAGUAUCUUGCAGAGAUAAGCAAUGAGAACACAGGGAACAUCAGACCUAUAAGUGAAGCAAUUCCAGAAUUCCAGAAAAGGAUCUCCCUCCUCUCCUUCUGGAAUAAAUGUAUAUCCCACACUUCUGGGAUGUACCACACCUCUGCAGACAAGCUGAUCAAACAGUUGGACAUCACAUAUGCUACAACUGUGAAUGAGGAGUUUCCAGGGCUUGCAGAAACAGUGUUCAAAACUUUGGUGUGUCAUAUCUUGGACCGAGCAGAGCCUAUCCUCUCUUCUAGUCUGUCUUUGGAAAUUAUGACAAUCUUUCAGUACUGCAACUACUUUGUGAACAAAAGUGUUACUGACCUGGGAAGCUAUUUGCUUCAGCUGGCAAAAGAAGCUUCGACAGUUCAGACUCUGCAGUCCUUGAGAGAUGAAAAGUGCUUGCAGAAUGUGAUCCCAUUAAGCUCUAUCAGUCUUCCACCUCAACAAGAAGUGCUGAAAUUUUUGGCUGUCCUUCUUCUAACUGAGAAUAAAAAAGAGACUUGUGAAGCUGCUGCAUCAGUCUUAUUAGCGGCUGCAGAAGACAAGCACUUCAGGGAAAAGGCUUUAAUGUAUUACUGUGAAAUGCUUGCACAGCCCAGCCUCCACCUCCAAAAGGCAGCUUGCCUGGCAGUCAAAUGCCUCCAGGCAACUGAGAGUAUUAAAAUGUUAGUCACACUUUGCAAGUCUGAUAACGAAGACAUCAGAAAAGUGGCCUCUGAAACUUUGCUCUCUCUUGGAGAGGAUGGACGGCUGGCAUACGAGCAGCUGGAUAAAUUCCCCCGUGACUUCAUUAAAGUUGGUGGACGACGUGGGACUGAGGUGGCCACAGCCUUUUAAGUCAUCCAAUCUGCCGGGCAAACAAAUGUCUAACAGUCUGAGCGGCUGCUUGUAUUAAUCUCAAUGGUGCUGCAAGAACGAAACUGCAAGAAUGAAAACCAGGCCUUUUGAAGGACACUCUGAAACUCACAGAUGUUCAAAGAAGAAAAGUCUAUGCAGAAUCUAACUUUGGGCUCCUGUUGUCUUUUACCUGUCUCUUAGGAAACAGUGACCUGUCCAGAAUUUAAGAUUAUUUUAAUUGCUUCUGAAUGAAAUUAUGUGGUUGCUGUACAUCAGCUUUGAGGCAUUUUUUUUUUUGCAGAAUUUGGUGUUUGUUUUGUGGGUGUUAUUGCAUCCGCUUAAAACACGUGAUUCUCUUCCUGAAACAGUGAGCUGAACAAAGGAAGGUAAGCAGUAGCUCGUACUGUCGACUCAAUUGAGCCUCUGAUCCUUUUUGGUGUCACUCACAGCAAAGUUUAAGACAAACUAAAAAAGGUGGCCUACCUUUAACAACAGCUGCUUGCAAACACCAGGCGCUGUCAGUUCACUGACUCAUUUUAGAUUUCCAUCCUUUUCCCACACUCUCUGAUAAUGAACGCUCAUUAAGCCAGAGAUUUUCUUUUGUUGUCAAGCGUGUGUGUGUGUGUGUGUGGGUUGCAAACCACAAAUGGAAAGUUACACGUGUUACUUUUCCCAGAGAAAGAGCAAAAUGUAUUCAAUACCCUUUUUUUAAAAAAAAAACAUUAAAAUCCUGGCUCCUAUUUUUCCCUGUAAGGUUUUGAAAAGAAGAAAAAGUUGAGCAUGUGAGAAUCCAUUAUAUUGAUUUCAGUAUAACUGAGAACAAAUGGCAGAGUUGUUAGGGACUGUUAGGAAACAGGCUCUGCAGAAUCCUCCUUGCAAAACGUAAGGGGGUCUGUGUUGUGUGAAGAUGUUUUCAAUAAAGCCCUUGCAUCACUGAUGAUACACCCUAAAUGCUGGUUGUUGCUAAGCAACCGCUGGCAACAAGGUUUAGUCAGUAUUUGAAGUUUUUUUGUAAUGGUCCGAUAGUACCACGACCACCUUUUGCCAAAUAACAUUGGCAAAACAGUAUUUUUGAUUGUAAAUGUUAAAAACCUGUACAUAUGUCUGUAUAUUUAUAAAUUAUAUAUAUUCUCUGAUUAAAAGCUACAUUUGUACAGCCAGACCUAAGCAUUUUACUGAGGGAAACCGUCUUUUGACAACAUGUGAAAUAAUUAUGAUUUGGUUUUUACAGCAUGUGGCUCCUAAGAGUCUUUCAUUCUCUUCUUUUGUACUGACUUCUUUUUGCUUUCUAGUUUUUGUGGUAUUUAUACUUCUCAUAUUUACAGCGACAGUUAAGUUAUAAUAAAGAUUAUUUUUUGAGUUACUAAA
Sphaerodactylus townsendi is the source of this 4744-nucleotide messenger RNA. RefSeq names its product RHO family interacting cell polarization regulator 2 (gene RIPOR2). The record is from RefSeq and is a predicted model, not a curated record. The coding region runs from base 311 to 3376 and encodes 1021 amino acids. Lineage: Eukaryota; Metazoa; Chordata; Lepidosauria; Squamata; Sphaerodactylidae. The transcript has 22 exons.